Molecule: messenger RNA, 2955 nt
Organism: Ictalurus punctatus (channel catfish)
Lineage: Eukaryota; Metazoa; Chordata; Actinopteri; Siluriformes; Ictaluridae
Gene: raf1a
Product: Raf-1 proto-oncogene, serine/threonine kinase a
Exons: 18
Coding region: 191-2200 (669 amino acids)
Biological process (GO): protein phosphorylation; signal transduction
Cellular component (GO): plasma membrane; mitochondrion; cytosol
Molecular function (GO): ATP binding; protein kinase activity
Source: RefSeq, a predicted model, not a curated record
UUUUCCAUUGUCUCUCUCUGUCCCUGUCUCUCUCUCCCUCUCUCUCUCUCUCUCUCUCUCUCUCUCUCUCUCUCUCCCCGUUUGAAGAGUUUAAAUGUUGACGUCACCACAGUGUGUGUUUUUUCCCUGAAGUAACUAUGGCGGUUCUGAACUUUUCAAACUUUUCUUGAUUUUGUAAGUGUUUGUUCUGAUGGAGCAUCUCCAGGGAGCGUGGAAGACCAUCAGCAACGGCCUGGGGAUGAAGGAGUCGGCGCUGGAGAGCCCGUGUGUCUCCCCCACUGCCGCGCAGGACUUCCCGUACCAGCGCCGCGCCUCCGACGACUCCAAAAUCCCCGACUCCAAGGCCAGCAGCACCAUCCGGGUGUACCUGCCUAACCAGCAGCGCACUGUCGUGAACGUGCGGCCCGGUAUGACCCUCCACAGCUGCCUUAUCAAAGCGCUGAAGGUUCGAGGACUCCAACCUGAGUGCUGCGCUGUCUAUAAACUCCACGCAGGACACCGGAGUAAAAAGUCUCGUAUGGACUGGAACACGGACUCGACGUCGCUCAUCGGAGAGGAGCUCCUGGUGGAGGUUCUCGAUCACGUUCCUCUGACCACCCACAACUUUGUGAGGAAAACGUUUCUGAAGUUGGCGUACUGCGACAUGUGCCAGAAGUUCCUUCUGAACGGCUUCCGCUGCCAGACGUGUGGGUAUAAAUUCCACGAGCACUGCAGCACCAAGGUUCCCACCAUGUGUGUGGACUGGAGUAACAUCAGGCAGCUUCUAUUAUUUCCGACUCCCGGUGAAAGCGGCGCUCCGUCUCUGCCUCCCAUUACCUCUAGGAGGAUGAGGGAGUCCAUGAGCCGAAUGCCCAGCAGCUCAGCACACAGACACUCGACUCCUCAAGCGUUUAACGACAGCACGGUGUAUCCUCCUGCAGGGGGCGCUCUCUCUCAGAGACAGCGCUCCACCUCCACACCCAACGUACACAUGGUCAGCACCGCCCUGCCUGUGGACAGCAGCCUGAUCGAGGUGACUGACCUGUCUGUCUCUCUGUCCAUGGUAGAUUGCCUGAAUACUUCUCCUAGUUCCUGGUGCCGGAGAUUUUGUCUGAAGAGAAGAGAUGCGAUACGUCAUGGACAAGGUCACGGAUCAGCAGGAAGUUCCCCAAACCAGAGUCCGACUGGCUGGAACCAGUCCAAAACUCCGCCUCCAGCUCAGAAAGAGAGGGCGCCGCCCUUCAGCUCACAGGAGAAAAACAAAAUCCGUCCGAGGGAUAAGAGAGACUCGAGUUAUUACUGGGAGAUCGAAGCCAGCGAGGUCAUGCUGCACUCCAGAAUCGGCUCGGGAUCUUUCGGAACCGUUUACAAAGGGAAAUGGCACGGUGACGUCGCCGUCAAGAUCUUAAAAGUCACUGAUCCCACGCCGGAGCAGUUCCAGGCCUUUCGUAAUGAAGUCGCAGUUCUGCGGAAAACCCGACAUGUGAACAUCCUGCUGUUUAUGGGCUACAUGACGAAGGAUAACCUGGCCAUCGUGACGCAGUGGUGCGAGGGCAGCAGUCUGUACAAACACCUCCACGUGCUGGAGACCGACUACCAGAUGUUACAGCUGAUCGACAUUGCGAGGCAGACGGCUCAGGGCAUGGACUACUUGCACGCAAAGAACAUCAUCCACCGAGACAUGAAGUCCAACAACAUUUUCCUGCAUGAAGGCCUGACGGUGAAGAUCGGGGAUUUCGGUUUAGCCACGGUGAAGGCUAGGUGGAGCGGCUCUCAUCAGGUUGAACACCCGUCAGGAUCCAUAUUAUGGAUGGCUCCUGAGGUGAUCAGAAUGCAGGACAACAAUCCGUACAGUUUCCAAUCCGACGUUUAUUCCUACGGAAUCGUUCUGUAUGAACUGAUGACCGGCGAGCUUCCGUAUUCACACAUCGCUAACAGAGAUCAGAUUAUCUUCAUGGUUGGUCGAGGUUAUCUGUCUCCGGAUCUCACUAAGCUGUAUAAGAGCUGCCCCAAAGCCAUGAAGCGCCUGGUCGCCGACUGUAUUAAAAAAUCCAAAGAAGAGAGACCGUUGUUCCCUCAGAUCCUGUCCUCCAUCGAGCUCCUGCAGCACGCUUUACCCAAAAUCAACCGCAGCGCCUCGGAGCCGUCGCUGCACAGAGCCACUCACACCGAGGACAUCAACUCCUGCACUUUGACCUCCAUGAAGCUGCCCGUGUUCUGACGCCACAAGCUGGAGCUGAUGGAAACCACACCACGUCUUCAGACAUCUUCCUGAAAGCGGUGUAAUCAAUCUCUCUCUCUCUCUCUCUCUCUCUCUCUCUCUCUCUCUCUCUCUCUCUCUCUCUCUCUCUCUCUCUCUCUCUCUCUCUCAGAUGAAGGCGAAGAGAAAAAGGACUCUGUUGUAUUAUUUGAAGGUGAAGGAGGUCUUCAUGCACAAAAACCAGUCAGAUGAAAUCUGGGUUGUGUUUAAAAAGUGUAGAUACGUAAUUGUUACAGGUCUAAGCAUUAAAGGUUUAUGUUUACUGCUAUAUUUGACAUGCUGAAACGAGCCGCUGAUCGUCCUGCUGUUCAGCUAACAGCAGAAAUGUCACGGUUUUAUUUCUUAAACUACAGACGAUGUUAUUCUAAGCUUUGCUUUGCUGCAGGAGCGGAGAAGGAGCUCGUGUCCGUCACGGCGUGAAGGACGGAGGGUUUUAGUUUGAAUCCGUCCACACGUCUUCCGCCGUCGCCGUGCCUUUCCCUGCGUGUGGAGUUUUAUACGCUAGAGCGUUAAUGUUAACGUGCACAUCCUGUAAACAGAUCAGUGUUCAGAGUUUUAACGGUGUUGAUUUUGAAGAGUAGGACUCGAUGUUUUUAAGACCGUUUGAUUUUGAAUCAGCUGUGUAUUUCUGGGUUUUAUUGCAGACUCGAGUACAAACUGUUUAUCAAUAAUGGUUAUUUUAAUAAAAAUUUAAAUUAAAGUUAAAUACAAAAGCA